Funneliformis geosporum is the source of this 582-nucleotide messenger RNA. The record is from the annotation of a GenBank genome assembly. NCBI's taxonomy places the organism in Eukaryota, Fungi, Glomeromycota, Glomeromycetes, Glomerales, Glomeraceae.
AUGAUAGCAGGUGUUUACCAGAUUCCGGACAUUACUCCAACGUUGUUAAUAGAUCUCCUUAAUGAACUAGGAGAUUUUAACAGAAAAGUUGCUAUUACUAUCAAAAAUCUUUCGUCGCAAAUAACUUUUGAGAAACCUGAAGUUUAUAUUGAUUCUGGAACAUCUAAUUAUGGGCUUCCUAUGAAUGAACUAUCAAGUAAUAAAGGGUUGGUUUGGGGUGCUCGUAAGACUUCUGGUUUUAUUGGAGGAACCGUAGGAGUUCUUGUGUACCAGCUCAAAGAACGUAAUGAAUCUUUGGUCUUUAUGUGGAGCGUUCCAUAUAACUACGUCUUUUACUCAAAUUGGUGGAAUAUUAAAGUUUUUAAAGGUCGUGUCAGAGCUAACCAAGCAUUAUACGACAGGAUGUAUCAUGACCUCCCGCAUGAAGGAGAUAAUAACAUUUAUCGCGGAAUUCUAAAUUCUGACCUUUUAUACUCGGGAUCAAUGGGAAACUCUGGAACCCCUACCAUUGAAGUUGAGAUUUUAAAUUAUACAACUACAAUAACUUCUUCCGCUUCUGUUAGCGAGAAACGAAAUUAUUAA